Messenger RNA from Dictyostelium discoideum AX4, 1203 nucleotides. RefSeq lists its product as hypothetical. The record is from RefSeq and is a predicted model, not a curated record. Lineage: Eukaryota; Evosea; Eumycetozoa; Dictyosteliales; Dictyosteliaceae. Bases 1 to 1203 code for a protein of 400 amino acids. The transcript has 3 exons.
AUGGAAGUUUCUAAAACAUUAUUUGUAAUCAACCCAGAAGAUAAAUUUUUAUGUUCAUAUCAUGGCGGAUUAAUGGAUGUACCAUUUGAAAAUAGUACUUGUUUACAUUGUUUUUGUUCAUUUUGUGUUGAAACAUUAACACAUUGUCCAAUUGAUAAUUUUCCUUUAACAAAUAUUUCUAUUAAUGAACAAUUAAAAGAUGAGUUUGACCAAUUAUUAUGUUAUUGUCAAUAUGGUGUUGAAGAAAACCCAAAUAAUGGUGAAAUUACAACCAAAGUAAAUGGAUGUAAUUGUUUAAUUAGCUAUGGAUCAAAAUUGGCACAUGAAAGACAAUGCAAAUUUAAUAGUCAUGGUGUUAUUAGUGAUCAUAGUAAUGAUAAAUCAUCACCAACACUAUCAUAUCAAGAUUUCUAUGAAAUGAAAUCAUCAGGUGAUUCAUUUUCAUCACCAAAAUCAAAUACAUCUUUCAAUUCUUCAAAAUCACCAUCAUUUGAAAAUAUUUCACCAUCACAACAACCACCAUCACCAAAUAUUAAUAAUAAUAUUAAUAACAAUAAUAUAAAUAAUAAUAAUAAUAAUAAUAUAAAUAAUGAAGAUUUUGAUAAUAAUGCAUUAUGGGAAUCAAGUACAACUUUAUUCUUUUGUAAUAGAUAUUGUCCAAAUAAAGAGUUUGGUUGUUUUUAUAGUGGAAAGACUGAACAAGAUAUUACAUAUCAUUUAGAGGUUGAAUGUUAUUGCCAAAAAAUGAAAGAUAAAAUUUCACAUUUGGAACAAAAAGUUGAAGAGAGAGAAAAAGAAAUUAGAGUUUUAAGAUCAUAUGAUUCAACUGCACUUGUUGGUAAAACUACACCUUCCACAAGUUCUUCUUUAUCCUCUUCACCUCUAUCAUUAUCAUCAUCUUCAAAUAAUAAUAAUAAUAAUAAUAAUAAUAAUAAUAAUAAUAAUAACAAUAAUAUAAAUAAUAAUAGUAAUAAUAUUGGUAUUAAUAAUAGUGACAAUAAUUUAAAUACAAAUGGUAGUAAUGAAUCUGAUGAAGAUUAUAAAAAAAAUAGACAAAUUCAAAGCUAUCCCAUUAUUAAAAUGAUACAUUUUUUCUUUCAAAUGGUUGCUAAAGGAAUUAAAAAAAGUUUUAUAAAAGUGAAGAAAUUCUUUAAAAGAAAAAAUAGUGAUAGCCCAUACAAAAAUUUUAUCAAGAUUAAAUAA